AAUAAUAAUAAUAAGAGAGAGAGAGAGAGAGCAGAAUCAAAACCAACGGUGUUGAUAAAUUUCAUGAUCUGAUCAGAGUCGUCUCCUAUCUCCUCUCCUCUCCAGCGUCCGAUCCCUUCUCUUUCCUCUUUCACCUCCCUAUCCAAUCCUUAUUAUUCUCUGGCGCCCUUUUCCAAAGCUCUCCUAGCUAGGGUCUGAGGAUGGCGGAGGAGGCACCACCGGCGAGCCCAGGCGGAGGCAGCCGCGAGAGUGGUGAGCAUAGCCCCCGCUCCAACUCCAACUCUAAUGUCCGUGGGCAAGAUAGGUAUCUUCCUAUUGCUAACAUUAGCCGGAUCAUGAAGAAGGCGAUUCCUGCCAAUGGUAAGAUCGCCAAGGAUGCCAAGGAGACCGUUCAGGAAUGCGUCUCUGAGUUCAUCAGCUUCAUUACCAGCGAGGCGGGUGAUAAGUGCCAGAGGGAGAAAAGAAAGACGCUCAAUGGUGAUGAUUUACUGUGGGCCAUGUCGACGUUAGGGUUUGAGGAUUACAUCGAUCCGCUUAAGAUUUACUUGACUCGAUACAGAGAGGUCAACUUGAACUUCACUCUCUCUCUUUUCACCUAUUUGAAUGACUCUGGCAGCACAUUUUUGUGGUUUUAGUUUAUAAUAACAUGAAAAUGGUCGUACCAAAGUAGUUUUGGGAUUCUGUUUUCAUUUGUUGUUUAUUUGAUACGGGCUAUUGAUUUCUGAAUCUGAUUUGUCUUGUUUAAUUCCCCAACAAUGAAAUUAUUAUAAAAGAUUUUAGGUACUAAUUGUUUUAUUUUUCUUGUUAUUUUAUUGGCUGAACGGAUGAUGCAGAUGGAGGUAUGUUGAUAUUCUUUUCCAUAUAAAUACAAAUUCUUUCUUUCUUUUCAAAAUUGAUUUUUUCUUUUUUGUAAAAUUUGAUUUUUGAACACUGGGAUCUGUAAAUUGUGGUGUUUGACGGGGUGACACCAAGGGAUCAGCAAAGGGCGGUGAAACGUCAUUUAAAAAGGACUUUCAACCGAAUCCAAAUGUCCAGAUUUCUCAUCAAGGAUCUUUCUCACAAGGUGUCAAUUAUGCAAAUUCUCAACAAUUGGUUCAUGAAACUAAUAGAGUUCUUGCUGGAUGUUGAAUUGCUUUGGGUAUUCUGGCUCUAAUAUUACAUAUUCUGGACUCUUGAAAUAUUUGUAGUCGCAGGUCCAGCAUAUGAUGGUUCCUAUGCAAGGCACCGAGUAAACAUAUACUCUUCUUCAACCAGUGCCAUAAUUUAGAGACCUAUUUAAUAACUCGCUAACAUUAUGGAUGGUUUUGGUUCUCUUGUUGUGUCUAGAGUUAUUUUAUGGUGAUGUUUAUAUAAUUAGGGUACCUUUUGCAGUAGGAUGACUGUUUAAGAAACACUGUAAAUCCCGAGAAUAUUAUUUUCGUACUAUAUUGUGGACUCGAUACUUGUCAAGCAUCUUUUAUUGCAUUAUGAAUUGAUUAUCAAGCUCAAAAUGCAUUUACUUGUGUA
This is a messenger RNA of Hevea brasiliensis (rubber tree), 1506 nucleotides long. Its product is annotated as nuclear transcription factor Y subunit B. The transcript has 5 exons. Gene Ontology annotation, cellular component: CCAAT-binding factor complex. NCBI's taxonomy places the organism in Eukaryota, Viridiplantae, Streptophyta, Magnoliopsida, Malpighiales, Euphorbiaceae. The record is from RefSeq and is a predicted model, not a curated record. Gene Ontology annotation, molecular function: DNA-binding transcription activator activity, RNA polymerase II-specific; RNA polymerase II cis-regulatory region sequence-specific DNA binding; protein heterodimerization activity. The coding region runs from base 201 to 635 and encodes 144 amino acids. Gene Ontology annotation, biological process: regulation of transcription by RNA polymerase II.